AUGGCAAUCACUAAUCCUUUUCCCCAGACAACGAUCCUGAUAGGCACUGGGGAGACACCUCUCUCCCUCCUUUUUUUCUUAAAUGUACGAUCGUAUAUGCAUAUCUGUACAUUCGUACAUCCGUACACGCAGGAAAUUCUUCGCCAUGACUUAGCUGAGGGGCAGUACUUCGUAACGGGGAAACUAACCAGGGAGAUUUUUGCUGAUGAUUGCAGAUUUGUGGAUCCUACCAACGACGUGACCGGUCUCUCCAAAUACCUCACUGCUCUGGGCGUGCUGUUUGACCCGCAGUACAGCAAGGUUGAGUUGUUGGAUAUUCGUGUUGUGGGUCCUCGUCAAGUGGAGGCCGACUGGCGGUUGGGGGGCUACCUGGUGUUCCCCUGGCGCCCCCUCGUGCAACCCUUUACGGGUCACACGGUGUAUACGCUCAACGAGUCGGGUUUGGUUUCGGAGCAACGUCAGACCUGGAGCAUCAGCGCCGCCACUGCUCUGUUGGAGAGCUUCACCCCCUCCUGGGGCCCUCGAAAGCAGCUGUUCUGA
Messenger RNA from Volvox carteri f. nagariensis, 540 nucleotides. RefSeq lists its product as uncharacterized. The coding region runs from base 1 to 540 and encodes 179 amino acids. The record is from RefSeq and is a predicted model, not a curated record. NCBI's taxonomy places the organism in Eukaryota, Viridiplantae, Chlorophyta, Chlorophyceae, Chlamydomonadales, Volvocaceae. The transcript has 4 exons.